Dalotia coriaria is the source of this 6115-nucleotide messenger RNA. It is a transcript of the gene Sesn, whose product is annotated as Sestrin. Gene Ontology annotation, molecular function: L-leucine binding; oxidoreductase activity, acting on peroxide as acceptor. Gene Ontology annotation, biological process: negative regulation of TORC1 signaling; cellular response to leucine starvation; positive regulation of macroautophagy. Gene Ontology annotation, cellular component: nucleus. The transcript has 10 exons. The record is from RefSeq and is a predicted model, not a curated record. NCBI's taxonomy places the organism in Eukaryota, Metazoa, Arthropoda, Insecta, Coleoptera, Staphylinidae. The coding region runs from base 845 to 2806 and encodes 653 amino acids.
UUUCUCUAUUGAACGGCCGGCAGCCACCGGCGAACAGAGGAGUCGCGGCGAAUCGCGGCCAGUACGAGCGAAGGCAACUAGUGGAGAGCGGCAACUCCGAACGCACGAACCGCCAGCGAAACACCGUUUUCUCUUCGCUUUUUUUCUUUUCGCCGGUUGACGCCGGUGUCGAUGCGUUGCGCCGACAUCGGAUCGAAAGCGAUUUCGAGUAGUUUAACUUUACUUCGUUAAAAACGCUGCAAACGCGCGGACAAUCGGGCAAAUCAAUGCAGUACAAGUACAAAACGGGCCAGUGCGAUUUGUUUAAUCGGAGAUUGAAUUGAUUUCGAAUUUCACAUUCGCUGCUGAUUAAAAAUAAUCUGGAACCUGCCAAAAAUAAAUCGCUAAAAACAAUAUAAUAAUUAAAAUCAAAAUUAAAAAUAUGAAUAUGGAAACGUCCACUGCAACUUUUUGUUAAACUUGAUGAUGAUUAAGUUGCGAAUUAUUGAAGUAUAUUUUGAGAAAAUUCAAUAAUUAUGUGAAUGAAGUAUUAAAUCAUUUAGAUAGUAAGUUUAAACAAAUAUCAAAAUUUAUUGAAGAAAGAAUUAUUGGUGCGAGCAUCAGGAGCCAACAAAUAUUUACUAAAUUAAUUCCUAGCCAAUCUAAAAAAGAAAGAAAACAAUUGUUUCGCCGAUAAAUUGUUUGCCUUAACAUUAACUAGUAACAAAUUGAAUCUAUUUACUUAUAAAAUUGAAUUAUGAACGAGAGUAACACGCGCGUUUGAGAAAUAUAAAAUCGGCGCAAGAGCGAUUUUGGAUCUGUGGAACAAGUUCAAGGCCCCCCGUGAUACACAAUACAACACAAUAUGUUCGUCCAGAGCGACUUUUCCAAGACGAACAAUAAUAACGGACAUGGCCAUCAUCAUCAUCCGCAUCAUCGGGCGAUCGACAUUGUCGCGCCGUCGAAUCACAACCGCCAUCCGCUCAACCACCAUCAGAACAAUCAGUCGGAUGACUUGUUCAAAGAUCUCGAUCUGAUAUCGCGCUUCUGCAUGCCGAUCUGCUCGCGUGAUAAUGAUGUGCGCGAAGGCGCACUCGAAGCAAUCGCGAAGACGGUGGAGGGAUGGCUGGAUGGUGUUGGUAGUCCGAAGCAUUAUCGGCUGGCGCAAACCGCCGACCGUCGCCGGUUGUUUACACCGAUGGUGGCCGGGAUGAACGGUGGCGGUGGUGGCUGUGGCGGCUCGAAUGGCAGCAAUGCUUGCGUUUGCUCCGAUAUCGCCGGCAAUGCGAUGCUGGAUGUGCCGCCCGAGUAUCUCGAUUUGAUUGCACUUCAUUUGCCCAUUAUUUUACGCCUGUCAAUCAGUUGUCCGUUCAUCAAUGUGAGGGAUAAAUGUCAACAUAUCUUGGAUAUUGUACAGAGCCGAGGAUUGCCUAUUCCGUAUCCUGUAAUAUAUGGACCAUGUGCUUUCGUGGACCCAGAUGAGCUGCCUCCCCUGGGAACCUACAAUGAAAAGACACACACGCUGUUCGUCGAGGCGUUCUUGCAAAACAAUCGACUGGAUCAUGUGAGCCAGGUGAUGGGCUACCAUCCCACGUACUUGGAGAACUUUCUGAAAACACAAAACUUCAUACUACGUGGCGACGGCCCUCUGCCUUACGAUUAUAGGCAUUACAUCGCGAUUAUGGCGGCUGGACGCCAUCAGUGCAGCUAUCUUAUAUCUCUACAGAAGCAGGAGUUCCUUCUUCAGGGCGGCGAUUUGAAGUGGUUGAAUGGUCUCAACUGCAUUCCUCAAAAAUUGAGAAAUUUGUACGAUAUCAAUAAGAUAUUAGCGCAUAGACCUUGGCUGUUAAACAAGUCUCACAUUGAGAAAUUGACGAAAGGAAAGGAUAGUUGGUCGUUGGCCGAGGUGGUACACGCCAUCGUGAUAUUGACUCACUUCCAUAGUCUUUGUUCCUUUGUCUUCUCUUGCGGUGUGAAUCAGGAACUGGAUCAAGCGGGUGGCUACAAAUAUCCUGAGAUGGCCGCGAUGAGCACUACAAAUACAAAUAUCAGUAAGAAGAGUGAUCCCAAAGAUAUACCAAUACUAAAUGAUACUAGACCGCCAGAUGGGAAAGUUUCGCCAAAUCCAUCACCUCCUUCCCCGACGGAGCGCGAAGUUGAUAUCUUGACUUUAUUGCGCCGAAUGAAGACUAUUUCGGAGCAAACAGAGGAGUGCACUCCGGGGGAGUUGGCCAAGCGAUUUGAGAACGUGGAAACGCAAUCGGCUGAAUUGGGAGCUGUUGGCCCUGAACCGCAGGACACACCCGCUGAUGUGGGCAUUUUCGUUGACGACGCAGUUUUCAUUUACGAAGAUUUUGCUCGAAGGGGCGAGCAUCAAUCGAUUUCAACAUUUAGAGUUCAAGAUUAUUCUUGGGACGAUCAUGCUUAUUCAUUAGUUAACAGAUUAUACAAUGAUGUGGGCAAUUUGUUGGACGACAAGUUCAAGACCGCGUACCAUCUUACAUAUUACACUAUGGGCGGGCGUAAGGACGUUGAUACAUCGCGUUUUCGGUUUGCCAUAUGGAAUUACAUUCAGUGUCUUCUGGGUAUUCGUCACGACGACUACGAUUACGGCGAGAUCAAUCAAUUGUUGGAGCGUUCGUUGAAAACAUUUAUCAAGAGCGCUUGCUGCUAUCCAGAGCGCGUCACCAAGAAGGAUUACGAUCGAGUACUCAGAGAGUUUCAACACAGUGAAAAGGUGCACGUAAAUCUGAUGGUGUUGGAGGCUCGAAUGCAAGCUGAGUUGCUCUAUGCGCUGAGGACCGUCAAUCGGUACAUGACAAAUUGAGCCAGUUGUUCGACAAGUCACUACAAACCAAUCGCAUCUUUCAAAUCCUGUAAGUCCGCAACUUAAUGUUGUGCUUGUCGUCCGGAUUUUCAGUUGCACUGCAACUAAUAUUCAACUGAAAUCCGCAUCUACAUCAUAUAUUCUAACAAAUGUACGACCAACGCAUCAACAGUUUCACCGGCUUUGCGCACCACUCGAAAACAUAAUCAAAGUAAGUUGCGUUUUAUUUUUGUUGUUUGUUGUGCUCUGGCAACCUUUGAAAGUGUAAUUUCGUAAAUUUGGAGAGGAGUGUAAACAAUGCCAAGCACAAUGACUUAUGUAAUUGAUUUACAUUUUAAGCGGUCAAAGUUUUCCAAUACCUAAGUAAAUGAUAUAUUUCUUCAAAUUUUUAUAUUGGGUCAAUGCUAUCAAGCCCUCAUGACGAAGUGCAAAUGCAAUUAGUCAAAUGUGCAUUCAUCGAUUUACGAAACGUAUCACAGUAUACAUACUGGGUAUUUGCGGUGAUCUUAUCGCCUUUGUGUUGAUGAAUACCCAGUGCGCAUCCAAAAUGUAAUUAUCAGUAGACUUUUGACGUAAUUUCAGAAAUUAAACAAGAUUACAUACAACUGAAUAACGAAACAAAUAUAACUGACCACGUUUUUGUAUAUAUUAUAAAUAUAAACAAUAUAAAGUAAUGCUAAUUAAUGAAUAGUAAUAUAUUGUAUAAAAAUGAAGGAAAAGAUAACGAAAAUUAAACAAAAAAUAUUUAUAUGAACGAUUUUGGCCAUUUUGUAUUAGACGAUGCGAAUGAUUGGAAGGGUGCCUUUACAAAUGAUCAAAGUGCUCUCGUGAUAAAAUCUCUCACACACAUUAAAACAAACAUGCGUCAAACAAACAAUGUUUCAAUUUGAGACGGGGUGAAGUGUCGAAAAGGAUUCAGUCAAUUUAUCUUGGUUUUUGUAUCGGUCUUAUCCAAUAUGCUAAGUAAUUGCAAGUACAACAACGACAUAUACUGACAUAACUCCAAUUUGGUGUUAAAUAAUGUGCCCGAUUUGUUUUAUAUCAAACAUUGCCACAAUACGAGGUUGAUUCGGUUUCAUUUCGGCAUUAGAGAAGGUUAUUGUAAAUAUAUACAAAAAAUAUAUAUUCUAUCGAGUUAGGAAUAAACAACCAGGUUGUCGAUAGUUGAAGGCCAGCACAAAUUGGACGCGUUCGUCGGAUUUAGAUAAGAUAUAUGUUUAUUGAAUACAGCCAGAACUUUGCACAUGCAAGAUACGGUAGAGUGUAUAAUUCCGAAACUGAAUACUUACUGAUUCGCGCUAAAACGACACCUUCAAUCUGCAAACCCGCGAAUGAUGUGGAAGUUUUUAAUAAUAUUUAUUUAACGAUAUCAUUAAUGUAUUGUACUACGAAAUAACAAAUAUUUGAAUGGGAGUAUAAUGAUGAGGCUUGAUUAUGAAAAUUAUUAAUACAAAUAUCUCCAUUCUUUUGUAUACUGUAUCACUUCCAAACUUUUGACUGAUAUUCUGGAAGGAUACGCAUAUUCAUCAAAUUUGAGGGUUUCGUUAUGACAAAUGACAAAAAGUGUAAUCAAACAGACCUUGUUCUUCAGAGGAGGAAUGCGUAACUAUAAGUCACAUCAUUGCGAAAAUAUUUUUGGUACAAUGUUUUAUUUUUAAUUAAAAAUGCUUUUAUUAUUAAAUGCAGACAUCAAACUGCACAUUGGAGAGAAAAAUAUCUAUGUUGGUAGUGUUUAAACCGAGAUGUUUAUUGGAAGCAAAGAUACAAAAUAGGUAGGGUAAGAAAACACAUCAUAAUACUAUAAUAACGCGUAGAUUUUACUUGUGCUUCAAAUGUUAAUUUACAAAACACUACAAAUAUUCAAUUCACGAACUUACUUGAUGUAAAAGAAUAUAAUCACAAUUACUAACUAAUCAUAUCCUCAGUAACUGUCCGUAAAUACCAAACACUGUAACUCUACACUUGACUUACAUGAAUCAAUUUCUUCGCUGAGGAGCCGCAAUACAAAUUAAAUUAAUAAAUGCAACCAUACGCGUACAACAAACUUAGCAACAAAAAUAAUAACCAAGAAAUUAAUUUACUACACAAACAUAAAGGGUAAGAUUUGGUUUAUUUUAUUUUUAACUUUUGAUCUCAGUAUUAAUUUUAUUUCUUAAUUCAUUUCACUGCCAUGCUGAAAACUUAGAUGAAAUUGUCACCGUUGCGCUUGCUGAAUACUACAAUAAUGUGCUUACAUCCGUACAUUCGUAUUAGAUUAUACUCAAAAUUACCUUUAAAUUAUAUUAUUGUACGGACAAAAAUCACAUUUGAAUUAUUAGAAUUGUAAAUUGAUAGGUUUUAACAAAUUGAAAUUGAAAUAUGAUGCUGUGAUGUACUUUCAAUAAUUUAUUCGUUUGUGAAAUAUUAUUGGUAUAUUUGAAGUAAUUGGCCUAUGAAGUAAUAAUCAAACAAAUACGUUUUUAAUUUCACCAUUGAAUUGGGUUUGUAGACACAAUCACAAAAGCGAUAGUUAAAUCAUAUAAAACGCUUGUACCUGUUUUGUUUACACUUUUUACACAAUGUAAAAUGGGUCUAUGUUCUAAUGAAUAAUAUCAGUAAUCAUUUAUUAAACGAAGGUUUAGUUAUUAUGUAAACUGGAAAUAAUUUUAAGUAUUUCAUAACUUCAAAUCAUCUAAAAACGAAACACUCACAUCAUCAAUUUGAACUGAUAAACACUAAAGAAAUGGUAACAAAGGAAAUAUUUUUACAGUGUAAACACGUGAAUAUGAUUAAACUAUUCAAUAAAAUUAGUAUUCUAUUCAUAGAUUAAUAGCAAAAAAUAAAAUAAAUACAACAACUAUCUUAUAAUAUUAAAACUGUAACAAAUACUAGGAAUGAAUCGACGAUCGAAGUUGAAGUAAUAUUAAUGCAUAGAAAUUUCAAUGAGGGAUAGACAUAAGAAGAUCAAAAAAACGAGGGUGAAUUACCAAUACAAAACGGAAGAUUAAAAAUAAUUAAUGGAGCGGCAAAAAAAUAACAAUUGUAAAAAGAAAACACAAAAACAAUGUGUAAUAUUGUAAACAUUUAGUUAUGAAGUCCCUCCUCUUAAGUAACAGUUGUUGUACGGGGCGGGUUUCUCUCCAAUUUGUGAUAUUUAUCUAAAUGUGAUUACAGUGUAAUAGAUUUUUAGAUUGUUUCGAUUUGAAUACCUAUGAAAUAAGUUUUGUUGAUGUUUAACCAUAGACUUUUAGUGAGAUGUUUUAAUUUAAUUAAUCUUUCAAAUAAAAUAUUGUAGUUUGAUGCUAAUAAUAAUUUGAACGAAAACCACAA